Molecule: messenger RNA, 1177 nt
Organism: Homarus americanus (American lobster)
Lineage: Eukaryota; Metazoa; Arthropoda; Malacostraca; Decapoda; Nephropidae
Product: docking protein 1-like
Exons: 4
Coding region: 101-616 (171 amino acids)
Biological process (GO): cell surface receptor protein tyrosine kinase signaling pathway
Cellular component (GO): cytoplasm
Source: RefSeq, a predicted model, not a curated record
CUCAACAAUAGUGAGACGAUAAGCAGUCUGCUGAGAACUUUCUGUUGGUGCGCAUCUCUGCACUUCCUUAAUUUCGGUGUUAAGGUAUUGUACCUUGAGAAUGAAGAAAUUCACUGUAAGGCUAACAGAGUCCACAUCACAGCGCCUGGGCAUUAAAGAACCAACAGUCUGGUUGAAACUGGAGGGGAUGUCUGUGAUGUUGAUUGGGGACAAGAGGUCUGUGGUGUGGGUGUGGACAAUGGCAAACAUCCGCAACUACGGCUACAACUCUCAAUGCUUCCGGCUAGAGGCUGGCAGGAAAAGUCCAUCUGGCGAGGGGCAUUUUACCUUCUGCACUAAAAAGGGCGCCAAUAUCUAUGAUGCCAUGGUGGCGAUGAGGAACAAGGCACUUGAUCUGGGCUCCACACCAAUCCAGCAACCCAAAAUUGUCCACCAGGUAUCAAUUAUGUCCACCGAUGUCCAGCAGCAAGACAAUGACACACAGGUAUCAAUUAUGUCCACCGAUGUCCAGCAGCAAGACAAUAACACACAGAAAUCAAGAAAGAACACCAACUCUUUAUCUCUCCCCACUUGGAAAAAAACAAAAUCGGAACUUUGGCGUUAUUUUGGAUACUAGAAAGAUCUUGAAAAUGAUGCUAUGAAUUAAAUAAGGAUACAGUUCAUUAAGUGUAUGGACAGUACAGGUAUACAUUUCAGCAUGUAUAAAAACAAUACAGGUACUGUAUACAGUUCAGCACUGAUAUAGACAAUGCAGAUAAACAGUUCAGCAUACUGUACAGAAUACAGUAUUAUAUAUGCUGAACAACUGAACUGUAUACUGUAAUGUACAUGCAGUGUAUAUACAUGCUACACAUGCUGAACCAUUUACCUGGAUUGUCUAUACAUGCUGAACUGCAUAUUGCACUGUCUAUAUACUGUACAGUAUAUGCUGAACUGUAUACUUGUAUUGUCUAUAUACACAAUGAACUGUACGUAUACCUGUACUGUGUAUUAUGCUAAAACUGUAUACCGGUAUUGUCUAUAUGCUGAAUUGUAUAUCUGCAUUGUCUAUAAUUAUGCUGAAUUGUAUACAGGUCCCCAAUUUACGAAUGCCUGCCAAUACGAACGGGGUUAGACUUGAAAUUUACAGUACAGUACAGUAUUUUAUUUACCUAAUGAUUUAUUUUUUACUUUCAUU